AUGGUCCCACUUCAGCCAAAUGGAGUCACUCUCAGCACAGGAUCCACAGCUGGAAAAGUCGAUUAUGCAAUUGCAGACGCCAAAAAACCCAACCACAUUUCCAAAUACUACGCAGAACUUCAGCUGUACCAGUCCGACAGUACAUUUCCAGCAACGAACGACGAGGUCAUUGACCUGGUAGCCCCCGGGUCGGACCCUGCAGGAACUCUGGCCACAAUUGUGGAACCAGGGCAGUUUUUGCGUUUCCGGGUGUCUUCAGUGAACGAAUGUGGUGACCGCUGGUCGGAAAAAAUCGACACCUACUACCGAGCGCCGGUGGACUCCCCCCUGACUGGAUCGAAUGCUCCGUUGGUGGUCAAAAAAGGACCCACAUUUCUGUGUCUCUUUGGAGGCUAUCACAAUAGCUUUGACUACAGCUACAUUGAACUGACACUGAGCCAAUCCGGAAGACAACUAGUAACUUCUAGAUGUGGUGUGUGCUGAGGCUCCUAUGGGCAGCGCUGAUAAUUCUACCAGCUUUAAGGCGGAGUAUGUCGCGGGGGAUGAGAUGACUUGGGAGGAUGUGGACUACACAGUGACUUCAUCUUGGACUGAGACCUUCGACCAAUCGGUUGUCAACCCAGCGACAUACGAGAACAUAGAGUGCAAUGCUACCACUUAUGUCUGCUACAUAACUUACGAAGCAGACUUCAACCAACUCUAUGCCCACUUUGUCCACCUCAGUAUCUAU
This is a messenger RNA of Symsagittifera roscoffensis, 730 nucleotides long. RefSeq lists its product as uncharacterized. The record is from RefSeq and is a predicted model, not a curated record. Lineage: Eukaryota; Metazoa; Xenacoelomorpha; Acoela; Convolutidae.